AUGGCUAGCAGCGCGCGACGAGGCGCUGCGUACACUAUCGAUAGCAUACUUGGACACAGGCAACAUUCCUCGGAUGGAGUGGAGAGAUGCGGAGAGUUAAAAAGUGAAAGUGCUCAUUCAGACUCCGAUCAUGAUGUAGAGCACGAACAUGAGCAUGAUCACGAGCUCGAGCACGGAGUGAGCACGGAGCCGGACAGAGCAGAGCACGAGCCACUCGAGGCGCUCGAUGCUGGACGACCGCGCAAGGUGCGCCGCAGCCGCACCACGUUCACCACGUACCAGCUCCACGAGUUGGAGAGAGCCUUCGACAAGACACAGUACCCGGACGUCUUCACCAGGGAGGAACUGGCGCUGAGGCUCGACCUCAGCGAGGCCAGAGUGCAGGUUUGGUUUCAGAACCGUCGCGCCAAAUGGCGUAAGCGAGAGAAAGCCCUAGGCAGAGAGCACGCGCCGUUCCUUCAUCAUGAUCACGGUGUAGCAGAAUGGGGACCAGCUAUGGGAGUGGGCGUGGGAAAUGUGGGUGUGGGCGCUGGGGAGUGGUGGCUGGGUCUCGGAGCGCCGCUGUGGUCUGACGCGCCUCCCGCUGCCGCGUUCAGAGCUUUGUUGCACAGGUACGUGCUGGCGCUGCCGCCGCCCGCGCCGCUGUCCCCCGCCGUGCGCACCCCCUCCCCCCCGCGCUCGCCGCGCGCCGCGCCCCUCCCCACCCCGCCGCACCCCGCGGAGCUCCGCCUCCACGACCGCUACAGCAGGGUGCACACGUAA
Messenger RNA from Melitaea cinxia (Glanville fritillary), 762 nucleotides. RefSeq names its product retinal homeobox protein Rx1-like. The coding region runs from base 1 to 762 and encodes 253 amino acids. The record is from RefSeq and is a predicted model, not a curated record. NCBI's taxonomy places the organism in Eukaryota, Metazoa, Arthropoda, Insecta, Lepidoptera, Nymphalidae. The transcript is spliced from 6 exons. Gene Ontology annotation, molecular function: DNA-binding transcription factor activity, RNA polymerase II-specific; RNA polymerase II transcription regulatory region sequence-specific DNA binding. Gene Ontology annotation, biological process: regulation of transcription by RNA polymerase II.